GCCCUCAAACUAACAGUUUGAAGAAAGGUUUGGCGACGGUGGUGCUUGUGGAGAGAGACGGCUGGGGCUUGGAGUAGCACCACUGAAGUGCACCAGUCGUUCCUUUCAAUUUCCGAAUUAUUUCCCGUGGUUCUGGUGAAUAACAAUUAUAGCAUGCAAUGACUUUGCCCGCUUUAGAUUAUUUGCUUGGUUUAUUAUUUUUUUCGUUUUAGGUGAAUGGCGAGGAUACUUGAGGUACAAUCGAGAGUGAGUGGUUUUGACAAUAUGUGUUGCUGCAAUAUGGUAUGCAACCUAAAGGUUUAUGGAAUAUAGCCAGAUUUCCCACAAUCUGUAUGCGUUCUCAUUCAGCCCGGUAAAAAAUAAAUUAUUUCUGCUAGGCAUCAUGUUUUUACUCUGGGUAUAUAUGCUCUACUCUUGCGUGGGCUACUGCGCCCCCAUGCCAAGCUUGGUCGUGGACAAUAACCGGGGAAAGGAGACUGGGACGGGGUCGGUGGUCGGUAAAAGGACCGAGAAUAACGCCAGAGCGGACCUCAAGUCCAGACUACUCCCUAUCCCACCCUGGGUGGAUAUAGAAUCCGAUUACGACGAACCAUCCGUCCGGACCUCCUCCAGAGACCUGCUCAAUAAAGAGAUAGACGCGUACAGAGGAGUUGAGGACUGGGGUGAGAUGAGGGGUGAGGGGCAGAGAGCUCCUGAACCCGGUGCGAUGUCAAGUUUCUCCAACGACUUAGGGAGCAAGAAACUGCCGCAGGCGAUCAUCAUCGGGGUAAAGAAAGGAGGGACGCGCGCGCUGCUCGAGUUCCUCCGCGUGCAUCCAGACAUCAGAGCUGUGGGAGCCGAGCCGCACUUCUUCGACCGUAACUACGAGAACGGACUGGAGUGGUACAGGGAGCUGAUGCCCAAGACCCUGGAGGGCCAGAUCACCAUGGAGAAGACCCCCAGCUACUUUGUGACCAGAGAAGCCCCGGCCCGGAUCUCCGCCAUGUCCCGGGACACCAAGCUGAUCGUGGUGGUGAGGGACCCCAUUACCAGGGCUAUUUCUGACUACACACAGACACUGUCAAAGAACCCAGACAUUCCCACCUUCGAGAGUCUGGCCUUCAAAAACAGGACUACGGGGCUCAUCGACACGUCCUGGAGCGCCAUCCAGAUUGGCAUCUAUGCCAAGCACCUGGACAACUGGCUACAGUACUUCCCCAUGGGCCAGAUUCUGUUUGUGAGCGGGGAGCGUCUGAUCAGCGACCCGGCCGGAGAGCUGGGCAGGGUGCAGGACUUCCUGGGACUCAAGAGGAUCAUCACAGACAAACACUUCUACUUCAACCAGACCAAGGGCUUCCCGUGCCUCAAGAAGGCUGAGGGCAGCAGCAAGCCCCACUGCCUGGGCAAAACCAAAGGGCGGACCCACCCCAACAUCCACCCAGAGGUGGUGCAGAGGCUACGAGACUUCUACAGGCCUUUCAACAUGAAGUUCUACCAGAUGACGGGACAUAACUUUGGUUGGGAUUGAUGGAUGUGAAUUUGGGAGAACACAUUGUUUAUUUUAUUUUCUGUAAUUCAAUGAAUGGCAAAUAAGACAUGGGAGAUGUUGCUAUAUAUGUAUAUAUAUGUACAUGUAUAUAUAUAUAUAUAUAUAUGCAUAUAUAUGUACAUGUAUGUAUGUGUUUGUGUGUGUGUGUGUAAGAUGUACAGAAAUCUAUUUUAUAAUAAUUUAUUUUUUAUUUCUAAGCAAUUAAUUCACUAAGCUGCCUAACCAUAUAUGUACAUGCAUAAUAUCUGGCCCACACUUUGUUUUAUAUUUUUUACAUUCCACCUUUAAUGUUUUUUUUCUUUACUCUUCACUUAAUGGUCCCUCAUGUAAACUCAGUAGAGUUAAAAUGGUCCCUAAUGUCAACAGUAUACUUUAAGGAAGAAUAGAGGGAUAUUUAUUAAUGCCCCAUUUUAUGGGUAUAGAGUUUGACAGAACAGUAAUACAUACUCCAUUCAUGUGCAUUCUGAUUUAAACAUUCAUAUUCAAUAGCCAUCAUCAAACCCUUCCUCAAUAGCCAUCAUCAGACCCAUCCUCAAUUGCCAUCAUCAAACCCUUCCUCAAUAGCCAUCAUCAGACCCAUCCUCAAUGGCCAUCAUCAGACCCUUCCUCAACAGCCAUCAUCAGACCCAUCCUCAAUAGCCAUCAUCAGACCCUUCCUCAAUAGCCAUCAUCAGACCCUUCCUCAAUAGCCAUCAUCAGACCCUUCCUCAAUAGCCAUCAUCAGACCCAUCCUCAAUAGCCAUCAUCAGACCCUUCCUCAAUAGCCAUCAUCAGACCCAUCCUCAAUAGCCAUCAUCAAACCCUUCCUCAAUAGCCAUCAUCAGACCCAUCCUCAAUAGCCAUCAUCAGACCCUUCCUCAAUAGCCAUCAUCAGACCCAUCCUCAAUAGCCAUCAUCAGACCCUUCCUCAAUAGCCAUCAUCAGACCCAUCCUCAAACAGCCAUCAUCAGACCCUUCCUCAAUAGCCAUCAUUAGACCCUUCCUCAAUAGCCAUCAUCAGACCCUUCCUCAAUAGCCAUCAUCAGACCCAUCCUCAAUAGCCAUCAUCAAACCCUUCCUCAAUAGCCAUCAUCAGACCCAUCCUCAAUAGCCAUCAUUAGACCCUUCCUCAAUAGCCAUCAUCAAACCCUUCCUCAAUAGACAUCAUCAGACCCUCACCCCCACAUUACUCCUAUCGGUUUCUGUUCCAUCCAUUCAAACACUGUGUUUCAUUGAAAUUAGGUCAUUUCAGUUAUUACCGGUUACCCCCAUCCACAACCCAUUAUCAUACCGUCCCAUUGAACUAACCAGCUGAUCUCCUGCCCUGUCAUUGGCCUAACCAGCUGAUCUCCUGCCCUGUCAUUGGCCCAACCAGCUAAUCUCAUGUCCAUUUCACUUAAUAACAGGUGGAUCAAUAGGCCUAACUGCUGCUCAUUGUGUCAGCCAUGCUUAAUGUGUGGCCUUCCUCUUCUAGUGCUCCUAUAGCCUGUUCUAAUGAAUGGCCCAUCCACCAAAGGUCUAAAUCCUAUUUCUGACUGCAUCACAUUGAUAUGGCUCCAUAUUGACAUGAUGCUAAUGGAAUAACUUUACUGAGGCCCAUUGAUUCAGGUCUCCUCUCCGCUAUACUCUUGCUCCCAUUACAAGACACUGUGUGCUCAGAGCCAGGGUUCAAAGGUCAUACACAUUCAAAUUUGCUCUUAGGGACAUUUGAUUUGUUGAAGAGACUGAGAGGGGAGGACACACUGGAUCAGGGGAGGACUAUAGUAUAGUCCUUGAAUGCAUCCCAUAUGGCACACUACCCUAUAUAGUGCACUACUUUAGACCAGAGCCUUGUGACCCCUGGUCAAAAGUAGUGAAAUAUAAAGGGAAUAGGGUGGCAUUUGGGACAACCAUUGUCUUCAUGGCGCAGUGAGAAUGCUUGGCAUGAGUUGAGGUAGGAUGUCUGAUACAGAUGAUAUGAAAACAUUCUUCAUAUGAGAAACAGUCUAGUUAUGCUGGCCCAUACUCUCGCAGGUAGGGGCUACUUCAAAGCCAUCCUAUCCUCUUUGGAUUGUAAAACUGCUGAAUAUGCACCCUAUUCCUUACAGUGUACUACUUGUGACCAGGGCCCAUAGUGAAUAGGAGACCAUUUGGGUGGUAAGCCUAAAACGGCUGUGUGUGGAGGGACCCAGAGUGAAUAUGCACAUCCUUUCCCCUACAUACUACACAUUAAAUUACCUCCAAUCAAAUGCAAAGUUGAAAGUGUCUGUCACUGACUAUUGGCAAUUUAAAAGUAAAGUAAGUUUUAAGAAAAUGUUGCGCCUCUAAACUACCCAGUCUAAUUCAAAUACCCAACCUCCAUCUCAUUUCAACAGUGUGGAACCAGUUAUGAAGGUAGAUUUUUUUAAAUCUCAAACCAGUGGAUGGUAUUAGUGGAGAUGAGGGGUUGUCCCAGCAUUUUACUGGUCCCUUAUUCACAUAGUGGCUUUUACCACCAAGGAAUUUACACCUGUUUUCAAUGAUCAUGCCUAUAUGGACAACGCUUCAACCUCCCCUUCUCUCCUUAUAGUGCAAUGUUUGUUGAAAACAUUUAAAAUGGCCUUUGUAUAGAGCAGGGAAUUCUGAAUCUGAGUAAUGUCAAUCUUUCUCUCUGUAACGGUUGGAGUAAAGGAGACUGGGGCUGUUGCCCUCUGUUACAUUUACAAUCCCACUAUUGCAUUGGAAUUAUGGUGUUAUUCAUGUUACUAAGAGAGUAGGUGUGCAUCCCAAAUGGCACUCUAUUCCUUAUUUAGUGCACUACUUUUGACCAAGGACUACAGGGCUCUGGUCAAAAGUAGUGCACUUUAUAGGAAAUAGGAUCGGUCCGAAAGGAAACGCUAUCUCAAAAGCUUGCACUCAUGGUCACGAUCCACCUCUGCUGUAUCUGUUCUGGUUGAGUUUUAUUCAACCCUUUUAGAGAUCUACAAAAUAUAAUGCUAGGGUUGCUUGUCUUUCCCACCCCAUCUGCGUAUAAUGUGGUUCAUAUUUAGAGGUUUAGCAGAUUCGGUAUGUUUAAAAAUGAAAAGGAACAUGGACAUCAAGUAUUUUGUGGUAUCUUGUACAUCAAAGGAAUUUUACACAGUGAAAGAGCACAAUGGAAGAAAUGUUUUUAAAUAAUGAAAUGCUGAACAUUCAAACUAUUUCUUUGUAUGAAGAAAUAAAGUAUAUAUUUUA
Oncorhynchus mykiss (rainbow trout) is the source of this 4699-nucleotide messenger RNA. Its product is annotated as heparan sulfate glucosamine 3-O-sulfotransferase 3B1. Gene Ontology annotation, molecular function: [heparan sulfate]-glucosamine 3-sulfotransferase activity. Lineage: Eukaryota; Metazoa; Chordata; Actinopteri; Salmoniformes; Salmonidae. The record is from RefSeq and is a predicted model, not a curated record.